This is a messenger RNA of Diabrotica balteata, 1176 nucleotides long. Lineage: Eukaryota; Metazoa; Arthropoda; Insecta; Coleoptera; Chrysomelidae. The record is from the annotation of a GenBank genome assembly.
GGUAUGCCCCCGUAAGUUUAGUAUGAUUUAAAUGAAAUUGCUUACCUUCAUCAUACAUUUUAUCUACAGUAUAGGUACAUUUUAUACAUUAUAGUCAGUUUUAGCAGUAAAAAUUAGAUAAAAUGUUUGUGUUGAAUUAGGAAUUUAGAUAUCGCGUAUUUAUUUUAUUAUUAUGUUAAAAUUUCAUAUAAAUGGUGGUAUAGUUUGAAGAAUAUUUUAAUAGGUAUAACACGUGGAAAAAAUAUAUUGGUCACCAUGUCAGCAGAAGAAUUGGAUCAGUAUUAUGAAACGGCUGUUGCUUUGGGGAUGCAGCUGGGGACAAUAAUCAAAAAAACUGCUUUAUUAAGGAACAAAUCCACUUCCACCAAACUAAAUAGAACAGACUUAGUAACCGAUACAGACAAACAAAUAGAGCAACUUCUCAUCAGCACCAUCAGCCAAGAGUAUCCCAACCACAAAGUUAUUGGAGAAGAAUCAACGUUUGAAGGUGCAGAAUGUACCCUCACAGAUGCACCAACCUGGAUUGUAGACCCAAUAGACGGAACCAUGAACUUUGUCCAUUCAUUUCCUCAUUCUUGUAUUUCAAUAGCUGUGUUUGUCAACAAAGAACCUGAGAUUGGAAUUAUAUAUAAUCCUCAUUUGGACCAAUUCUUCUCGGCAAGGAGAGGAAAAGGUGCCUUUUUAAAUGGCAAAUCUAUAAGCGUGUCUGAUACGAAAACGAUGGCUGAUGCUUUAGUCUUAACAGAGAGUUUUGCUCGGAAAGAUUCCAUCAAAGAAAAAGUAAUUUUGGAGAAUUAUAAGAUGUUAAUGCGCGAAACUCAUGGAGUGAGAUCGCUAGGUUCGGCAGCUAUAGACAUGUGUAUGGUAGCCUGUGGAGCAGCCGACGCUUACUAUCAGUACAAACUCAAUAUUUGGGAUAUAGCAGCAGGUGAACUCAUCGUAAAAGAAGCAGGAGGUGUCGUGCUUGAUACUGAUGGCAGUCCCUUGAACCGAUUCGCAAUGAGAGUAUUAACGGCAAAUUCAGAAGAAGUAGCUCAAGCCAUCGCGAAGAAGUUAGUACAGUACGAUCCUAUUACUGAUCAAUAAAUUUGAAUUAAAUAUAACUAAUACAUAUUUUAGUGUAUUAUCUAAUGUCAUAAUGUCUAAUAAAUUUUCCUUUGUUAUUUCUCCCCCACA